CUGGCAAGAUGGCGGCGCCUGUGCAGGGGGAGGCGGCGUGGAACCGGUGGCGCGUGCCGCGGCCUGCGAGCAGCGCUACGGUGGCCCUGCCGGCCCAACACCCGGCAGUGAGAUGCCUUCCAGCUGUUGUUAAAGAAUGUUACAAGGUCAGCAUGUUGCUGAAGAGUAAAGCUGUGGAUGCAGAAGGAAAAGUUUUACAUGCGAUCCUUUAUGGUUUCCACAACAGAAUGGCUCACCAUAAAACCUAUUUGUCUCUGAAACAGGUAGAACAAUGCUUAAAGCGUUUAAAUCAGAUGAACUUGAUGGGCUCCAUUCAAGAUCUGACGGAAUUGUGUCCCAAGAAAAGUAAAUCUGAAAAUGCAGGGAAGUGCUUAGUUCCCAGCCAGCCUGUGACGGAAGUGGUGGCGGUGAAGAUCUUGGGAGGCUGCAAGCUCUUGCUGCGCUUACUGGAGUGUUGCUGCAAAGCAUUUGUCCUGUCUGUUAAGCAUCUGUGUUUGGAAGAAUACAUCCUCUUGAACACUGUGGUUUCAGGAUUGUUGAGCAGAUUAUGGAUUCUCUAUAGGUGUGUAUUACAAAGCCUCAUUUCUUUAUAUGGGGUGUUGUCUGGGUUGCUACAGGAGGUGUCCAGGACCCAGCAGAUGCCUUAUAUUAAGGGGUUUACCUUCCCUUCUGAAAUCACUGAGUUUCUGGGACCCCUUUAUUUGGAGAUUAAGAAAAGACCUAAAGUACUUGCAACAAAAAAGGCAACUGGAUGGCUGAACAAGCUGUUUGCAGGGCCUGCAGUAGCAUCCAGGUGCAGUAAAGAGAGAGGCCCAGCAGCUCCCACAAGGUGCAGCAAGAAGAUGACCAACAUCCAGCACCCCAUCGAUAUUGGAAAGCCGGUUCUGGUGAAGAGAGCUAACCGAGGGAAGGAGUUGGGAUUUGACAUCAAGACCUUAUGUAGGCAACGGAAACUCAGAGUCCAAGAGGAUGUAGACUUCAGGCUAACACUUUCUGAAGCAAAAGCAGUGAGAUCUCAGCAUGCCAAAUCCCUUGUGUUGCGGUUUAGAGAAGCCUGCUCUUUCGGAGAACUGUCUGAAGCACUCAAAACAGCCAUUGUCUGCUGCAAAAGCAAAAAGCUCAAGUCAGAAGCUUUCUUUCUGGGAACAAAACUUUUGAAAAGCAAACGGCUGCAGCAUGUGGAGGCUCAAGGCUGCAGCUUACAGAAAAAACUGGGCUGUGUUAAAGCAUCUAUCUGCAAAUACCUUCUCUCUGGCUUGCGAAAGGAACAUUGUCCAAAGCAGUACCGCAGAGCAAGUUCCUGGCAGCAAAGGAAGAUCAAACUGUCCAGAAGGUCAAAAUCAGUCUCAAAGAAGACUCCAGAGUUUGUUCAACAAAACACUUCCAGCCUUUUUGAAGAGAGUAUGCCUAGUGCUGUGUCCCUCUUACCUUCUCAGCAGUGUGAGCAUUCACUUCACCUAAGAAAAGCAGGAGACUGUAGCGCUACCAGGCAUGUUGGAGAACAAGACAAAGUGGGGACCUCUGAACCUGUGGCAUUGGAAAGAAACCCUGGGCCUACAGUGAAAGGGACUAGUGAGAACGAUGAUAUUGAUGACAUUUUUGCAGCAAUGGGUGUAUAACACUGGUGUGGUGAUGAGUCACUGUAGCACAGAGGUCCCCAAACUGUGGGGCACCCCCCCAAGGGUGGGCAUGGAGGAACAUUGGGGGGGGCACAGUGGGGCCCAAGUCAGCCUCCAUGGGGAGUGGGGAAGGAGCCCCACCCAACCUCGCUCCAAUCCCUCUGCUCUGGCCCCAUGUGCAGCCUUGACUCUGCACCUGUCCCAGCCCUAGUCUUGGCCCCACCCCAAACCUCAGCUCCUGGCUAUAGCUCUGUUCCCAACCCUGGCUGGAGACCUGCAUCCAGCUGCGGCCCCCUUACCCAUGUCUCUCUCUCCACUCACCCUGGGAGCUACAGCCCUGCUCCUGGCCAAUGGGGGGAGGGGUGCACAGAGAGGUCUAAGGCAGGGCACAACUGUGAAAAGUUUGGGGACCACUGCUGUAGAACUCCAGUCUAGCUUUUUAUAACUGCCUUUAGAAGAUGGGUUAGAGUCUCCUAAAGGAAGCUAUUAGAAACAUUGUUAAAGUGUUAGUCUCUGUAAUCCACAUAUUUCAUUUCCCCACAAUAACGGGGGGGCUACUGAGGCUGCACUACAGGGAAGAUGGUAGUCCUACUAAAUGUUUCUUUGUAAAAUGUUAUUUUAGAGGAGAUAUCUCAAAUGGACAGUUCAAUAAAUUGUCAUGGGUGAGAGGGCUUUGCUAAGGGAACAGUGAUUUAUUUGGGCAUUUUUUAUCUCUUCAUCAGGAAAAGUACAAGGGCUCUAGUCCUACUGCAUGAUGAUGAGACCUGUGGUAUAAGUGCUGCAAUCACAAAAUGUAGUAUAAAACACCAUGUUAGAAACCAACUAGAGGACAAUACUCCUCUAGCAUGUGGAAAGAGCUGGGCCACCUGCUUCUGGCUAUCAAAGGAACACCUGCCUUGCCCUGAGUGAAGAUUUAAAAUACUUUCUAUGUAUUUGUGUUUCUUCAAACAAGCCAAGACUAUAUACGUACACAUUCAGUCACCCCUUUAAUAGUUGCUGCUCAUACAGAAGCCAAAAUGUCUUUGUAUUGUCAUGAUCCUAGAGCCUGGACAGCAGUCUUGUCAUUCUGAUGCCUGAAGUGUAUGGGAGCGCACAAGCUAGGUACUACAGUGUUGCCUUCAGCCAAUGGUUCUCAACCAGGGGUAUGUGUACCCCUUGGUGUAUACAGGUCUUCUGGAUGGUACAUCACCUCAUCUAGAUAUCUGCUUAGUUUUUAACAGGCUGCAUAAAAAGCACUAGCAGUGUCUGUCCAAACUAAAAUUUUAUGCAGAACUUUAUACUGCUCUGUAUAUUAUACACUGAAAUGUAAGCACAAUAUUUGUUUAUUUUUAUGAGAAAAUACAGUUUUUCAGUCUGUGUGCUAUGACACUCAUAUUUUUUUUCUGAUUUUGUAAGCAAGCAGUUUAAGUGAGGUGAAACUUGGGGGUACUCAUGGCAAAUCAAACUCCUGAAAGGGGUACAGCAGUCUGGAAAGGUUGACAGCCGCUGCUUUAAGCUAUCCAAAUUCUAGUGCUUGGCCAGAUUUGAAAUCUAGAUCAUGUAGUGAACAUGGAUUCCUGCUGGUGCUGUGAAGUUUAAGCCCCACUUAGAGGAGUGAUCCACACAGUAAGUCUAGUGGUCAGGGCUGGAGGCACAAUCUAGAAUAAGUGAUAAUCCCAGUUCUGAAAGAUAUUUGCCUAUCUGAAGUGCUGAUCAUGUGCAUAAAACAGCUCAGACUGGGGGGAAGAGGUGAACUGAUGCUUCAGCUUGCACACCAUGUAGCUGAGGCUACUUUAAGGGUAGCAGCCAACUAUAAUGCACUGAAGUAAUCUAGCUGUAGCAUUACAAGAUUUAAAAAAAUGUUCUGCCUUCAUCCAUCAGAGGACACUAACUCACUUCCUUGGAGUUAUUACAGUGCCAAAUACAGGUACAAAGAAGCUUUUCAGUAAAACAUUCUAUAACACUGCUGGACUUGGCCUAGCCAGAAGCAGCUUUAAGCCCAGCAAGCUAUUUUCUGGGAGAGAGACAAGUAACUGAAAAUAAGGAUGGAGAAUA
Molecule: messenger RNA, 3653 nt
Organism: Gopherus evgoodei (Goodes thornscrub tortoise)
Lineage: Eukaryota; Metazoa; Chordata; Testudines; Testudinidae
Gene: RMP64
Product: nucleolus and neural progenitor protein
Exons: 9
Coding region: 9-1619 (536 amino acids)
Biological process (GO): positive regulation of Notch signaling pathway
Cellular component (GO): nucleus
Source: RefSeq, a predicted model, not a curated record